AUGGAUGAAGAACAGGCGAUGAAAAUGGUGGUGCAGGCGGCGCUGGUGUCGCAGAAAGUUAGAGAGGCACUACAGGCUUCGUUGCCUGUUGCUACCGAGCAGUUGAUGACUGUCCAGAUUCCCGGCACCAUCAUCGAUACAACUGAACCCGGUCCUUACGUCUGGAACUCCAAGGAAGAGUCCGAUACACCACAUCGCAUCAAAGUCAAUGAGUCUCGGCUCGUAGACAACAUGGUUCCCUUGAGCAAAGUCAUGAUGGGUAUCACUGGGAAAAGCGUGGCUAGAAGCUAUGCUGCAGCUCUGGACAUGCUGAUUCCGGAAGAUGCUCCGAUUGAAACAGACAAGUCCACAGCUACCAAGACUGCGGCUGCUGAUCGCUACGUCGCAGCAAUGAGAUACCUGACCUCAACAGCUCCCAACUCCAGCAAGUCUGUGAUCGAUGUCUAUGUUGAGAAGCAGCAAGCCUACUCUGAGGCGAUGAACAAGUGGGAAGCGGCAAAGACCAAGGCCCGAUCGGAUGCCAAGGAACGUUUCCCGGGGAAUGUCAAGGAGCAGCAGAGGUUCUAUGAUGACUGGAAUCAAGAGAGUUUUCGCAACUUCAAGAACAACGCGCAGGCCAAGUAUAUGGACUGGAUUGUCAACGGUAGCAAGUACAAGGUUGACUACUACUUUGGCAUUGUUGAUGUCUCAUCCGCAAUGAAGAGGGUGGAAUCGAGCAAGGAAGCUGCUCGCAACCUUGUCGUGAUUGAUCCUGACGGUUCAACGGAAUGGCAAGAGGUUCAUCUUACCCCGCUUAACUGGGCAUCUCUUUGCAAGGAGAAGGUUGAUCAAUGGGGAGAGCAGAACAAUAAGUUGAGCCGCAAGGACUUUGAGUCUGAGAUCAAGCGUCUUAACCGUCUACUGUUGUCUUACACUGGUCUGAAGAACUCGAUUGACCCAGAUGGCGCUACUGGGAGGGCCAUUGAAGCAGCCAAAGCCAAGGCCGCCACGAAUGGAACGACUGGAGAUAACCCUGGCGAAAACAACCAAACUGUUACCGAGACUCCCACAGCGGUCACACCGCGCGUCGUCGAUCCAGAAGGGAAGUUAGCUACGGCCUAUAAGGAUCUCUAUGACGAACAGAACAAUACACCACCUGACCGAAAGAAAAUCCAAGAGAAGCAGAAUGCUCUGCAAGCGGCCCUCGACGCCAAUGGCAAGGCCAACAUGGAAAACAACAAGCAAAUUGCCUCUGAUCUUUCCAAAGGAAGCAAGAAAGAAAAGCUUCUUUGGAUCAACAGUAUGAUCGCCGAUGUGGAGAGCCAGGUUAAGCUGCUUGAGAAAGGGCUCGAGGAUUUCUUCAAGGCUAGUACCUCGUCCCCUGCUAUCACGGAUGUUAUCAAGAGAGAUGUCAAGGACCCUGGACAAGAAGAAAAGGGAGAGCUUGUGUCAACUCAGUAUGCAGAAGCUGAUGGCCAGUACGCGGACCCUAAAUUCAAUAUCCCUCGCAAUGGAGUCGCUGUUGCACAGCAAAACAAGGUUGAACCAAGCAAAUGGACAAAGAUUACGCUGAGCGUCUCAUCAUCGUCCCAGUCUAGCUCCACGGAGACAUUUUCCUCUUCAACAUCAGCCAGCGCUAGCGCAUCCGGAUGGUGGUGGAGUGCUUCAGCCAGCGUCAACCACUCCGAGGCAUCUAUGAAAGCCUCACAGGCAACUUCCAACUGCGCCGUGGACAUCAAGUUUGAGGCUCUCUUGGUGACCAUUGACCGAGCCUGGCUACAUGGCGAGUUGUUUUCAGACCCCGAGCUCAACACCGGCGACGACGUGAAGCUGUCGCCUGGCGCCCUUGAUCUUCACAAGCUGAUUGAUCAGAAGAAUGACAAGGCGCUGGCCAACUAUCCUUACUUUCCGUCGUACCCUACCGCGUUUAUCGUGGCGUCCAAUGUGGAGCUCGAAUUCCGUGGUGACACGUCGUCCCUCGAAGAGGCAGUCGAGUCUUCUCAUACUGAUGCCCAGAUCAAGGUUGGGUAUGGACCUUUCAGUCUGAGUGGUAGUCAUAGUCAGGAUAAGUCAAGUGCUAAGACGAAGAUGGAGACUACAGCGACUGGCACGAGGAUUACUUUGGAGGCUCCCGCGAUUAUUGGUUGGGUCAGUCAGCUUGUACCCCAGCUGCCACGUCCCAAGGGAGGGAGUUCGCUGCUUGGCCCGAUGUUUUGA
Messenger RNA from Fusarium pseudograminearum CS3096, 2196 nucleotides. RefSeq lists its product as uncharacterized. The record is from RefSeq and is a predicted model, not a curated record. NCBI's taxonomy places the organism in Eukaryota, Fungi, Ascomycota, Sordariomycetes, Hypocreales, Nectriaceae. The transcript has 13 exons. Bases 1 to 2196 code for a protein of 731 amino acids.